CAUAGAAAAUAUAUUGCAUGAUUUAUGACCGAUUUUGAUAAAUGUGUAGUCUUUUCUUUCGAUAUAUAUGACAGAUAUAACACUCUCCCUCGGUUUUGGUUGAAAGUGUAAACAUUCGGGUCCGGUUCUCCCUCGCCCUCAUGAUUACAUUUUCAACCAAAACCUCGGGAUCGUGUUAUAGCCUUUACUUAAAACUUCAGAUGUCUAAAGGAUCCCUUUCCAGUAAGGCUUGUAUGAAGGAUGGGCGAUGUUUGGUGACUAGAUCUGGAAAAGAAACCUGUGUCAAAGAUAAUCGUUACCUUGGCACAGAAGAACUUAAUAGACAAUCAGCAGAGAAUCCCACUCAGGAAUCCGAAAAAACCCAAAAGAAAUUACUCCAGGCUGUCAAAUCCGGGAAUCUGUGGUCUGUCAAAAAUAUUUUGGAUUCGGGGUUGGCAGAUAUCAACGCCAAAAGCCGGGACGGAAAGACACCAAUUUUAAUAGCAGCAGGAUCUGGAAAGAGGCGGGUAUUUGAAUUACUAAUGACCAAUGGAGCAGAUAUGUGUGCAGUACAUAAGAGUUUAGGCACCAUACUACAUUUUGCCAUUAAUGGAGGAAAUUUCGAUAUACUGAAACUUAUCGUACGGGCCCACAAAGUCGAUAUCAACCGUGGAAAUGGCAUUGGAGUGACGCCUUUGGAGUGGGCGCGUUGUAAGCACAUGAAACGAAUGGUUGCCUUUCUUAAGCAUAACGGAGCAGCAGAGAACCCCACUCAGGAAUCCGAAAAAGCCGGGAAAAAAUUACUCCAGGCUGUCAAAUCCGGCAGUCUGCAGUCUGUCAAAAAUAUUUUGGAUUCGGGGUUGGCAGAUAUCAACGCCAAAAGCCGGGACGGAAAGACACCAAUUUUAAUAGCAGCAGGAUCUGGAAAGAGGCGGGUAUUUGAAUUACUAAUGACCAAUGGAGCAGAUAUGUGUGCAGUAGAUAAGAGUUUAGGCACCAUACUACAUUUUGCCGUUAAUGGAGGAAAUGUCGAUAUAUUGAAACUUAUCCUACGGGCCCACAGAGUCGAUAUCAACCGUGGAAAUGGCUUACGAGUGACGCCUUUGGAGUGGGCGCGUUGUAGGCACAGGAAACAAAUGGUUACCCUUCUUAAGCGUAACGGAGGCCAACCAGCAUUUUUCGAUCUAUUUAACGACGGUCAGUAA
Haliotis rubra (blacklip abalone) is the source of this 1184-nucleotide messenger RNA. RefSeq names its product putative ankyrin repeat protein RF_0381. The transcript is spliced from 4 exons. The record is from RefSeq and is a predicted model, not a curated record. Bases 141 to 1184 code for a protein of 347 amino acids. Lineage: Eukaryota; Metazoa; Mollusca; Gastropoda; Lepetellida; Haliotidae. Gene Ontology annotation, molecular function: protein binding.